Messenger RNA from Hyphopichia burtonii NRRL Y-1933, 940 nucleotides. RefSeq lists its product as uncharacterized. Bases 165 to 731 code for a protein of 188 amino acids. The record is from RefSeq and is a predicted model, not a curated record. The transcript has a single exon. NCBI's taxonomy places the organism in Eukaryota, Fungi, Ascomycota, Pichiomycetes, Serinales, Debaryomycetaceae.
AGGAAGUAAACAAAUGGGGGGAAGAAUUACCUCAUAAUUGAGCGAGUUGGUAAAUAAAGUUGGCAAAAGUAGUUAGGAACAACUAACUACACUAAAAAAACUCUAAAAUAAGCCAAUAAAGAUUCAACUGACAACAAACGAAAAAGAUCCCUGGUUAUGUCUCCAUGGUUCCCCUGACGGGCAGCAUCGAGGACUAUUUUUUUUUUUUUAUUUUCCUUUUUCUUUUUAGUUUAUAUAAACCUGAACGAUCUGGUUUUUUUUUUUCUUUCUUCAAAACUAUCAUUCUUUAUCUUUUUCAUUCCUUCCGUUCACUUAUACACUCAUUCAUAAUGCCAGGCUCUUCAGUCACUGCUCUUCUUGUUGACAACGCUGCUUCCGUCACUUCCCAAGCUGGUGCUGCCACCAGCUCUCUUAGUGACUUACAAUUGGUUACUUCUUUAUCUAAAGCCGGCAAGAACGAGAUUGCAAAUUCUGCUGCUAGCUCAGCUUCGGAUCACCUUUUAUUAGCAUCCGACUCCAGUGACUCUAAAGCUACUGGCUCUUUCACCGAAAGCUCUGCUUUACAUACCUUAAAAUUGAACACCGGUAGUUCUAGUGGUGGUGCUGCAGCUUCUGCCUCUGCUUCGGCAAAAUCGUCCGGUUUUGCUGUUAAUGCUGGAUCCGCUAAUACCAAAACUGUUUGGUUGGUUUCUUCUCUUUUAUUCGUUUCCUUAUUUAUGGGUACCUUAUGAGUAACCUGAUGAUUCUUCAAUCUUCACGAAUUCAUUGAUUUUCAUAACCUAGUACCUUUCCGUUAAGUGUUUUUAUUUUAUUUUUUUUUUUUUACUGUGCCUUUUUUAAUUGUUUCUAUUACCGUUGUUAGCUCUGUGAGCUCUUAUGAUUAAUUCUUUUACGUCCACCUUAGCAUUUUCUUUACUACCCUAUUCUUUUUGCAUUCUAC